AUGUCGACGGCAUCAGGCGCACGAGGCACACCCAAGGCCAAGGGCUACGACACGAUCAAUGCCUCCUCUGGCAUCCCGAGACCCAAGCUCGACUCUCACCCAUCCACCCUCAGCGAUGCCACCCAUGCCACUUCAUACAGCGCCAGCAGAGCGAAGCAGUCGAAGCGAGAUGAGGUAGGUAAACUGGAAAAGGACCUCAGCAAGAAGCGAGGUCCUGCUGGACGCACUGCUCAGCGUCGAAAAGCACCUCCCGGCACCGUCCUUGCACUCAAGCCGAAUCAAGCCCUCCAGAUCAAGCCGACACUGAGCGUUACCGAGGCAGCUCAAUUGAUGGCUGCAAAGAGAGAAGACUGUGUUUUGGUGACCGAUGACGACGAUCGCAUUGCCGGUAUCUUCACAGCAAAGGACUUGGCAUUCAGAGUGGUCGGCGCUGGAUUGAAAGCGAACAAUGUUACUGUUGCAGAGAUCAUGACCAAGAACCCACUCUGUGCUAAGACAGACACCAGCGCGACCGAUGCAUUGGAUCUGAUGGUGCGGAAAGGCUUCAGACAUUUGCCAGUCAUGGAUGAGAACCACGACAUCUCUGGUAUCUUGGACAUCACAAAGUGCUUCUACGAUGCAAUGGAGAAGCUGGAGCGCGCAUAUGCUUCAUCAAAGAAGUUGUACGAUGCUCUCGAGGGUGUCCAGGCCGAGCUUGGCUCAACUCAGCCUCAGCAAAUCAUCCAAUACGUCGAAGCUGUGAGACACCGCAUGUCUGGCCCAACACUAGAGUCAGUCUUGAACGGCCUGCCUCCAACCACCGUCUCGGUCCGCACAAGUGUCAAAGAAGCCGCCCAACUCAUGAAAGAGAACCACACAACCGCAGUGCUGGUUCAAGAUCAGGGCCAGAUCACUGGUAUCUUCACCUCGAAAGACGUCGUUCUCCGUGUCAUUGCUGCAGGUCUUGAUCCAGGCAACUGUAGCGUCAUUCGUGUGAUGACACCUCAUCCAGACUUUGCUCCAAUGGACAUGAGCAUUCAGCAAGCUCUUCGAAAGAUGCAUGAUGGACACUACCUGAACCUUCCAGUUAUGAACAAAGAGAGCGACGAAAUUGUCGGCAUGGUAGACGUCCUCAAACUUACCUACGCCACUCUUGACCAGAUUAACAGCAUGUCGACCAACGAGGGUGAAGGUGCUGGUCCGGCUUGGAGCAAAUUCUGGAUGUCGAUGGACCAUGGCGAUACCGAAUCACUGAUGUCUGGCGAGGGCAGCAGUCACGCACCUCAUACGCCUGAUAGGUUCGCUAUGAUGUCGCCUGACGGUCACCGGCCCGGCAUGAUGGACCGCGGCGACUCUGUCCUCCCAACUGACUCAGCAUCGCACAAUGGCAUCGAUCAUGAUCAGACAUCAGCGCUUGCUGGCGCAAACAUAGAGGAGACGCCCUUCACUUUCAAGUUCAAGGCACCCAGUGGUCGUGUUCAUCGGCUGCACGUCAUAGCUGCACAAGGUCUUGGCGAGUUGAUUGGUGUCAUUGCUGACAAGCUGGGUGCUGAAGCUGAGGGAAUCGGAGGCGUUCCCGCAUUCGAGAAUGGCAAGCUUCAGCACGCUGGCUUCGCAUUGAGCUAUCUCGACAACGAAGGUGAUACCGUCUCCAUCACCACGGACCACGAUCUCCUCGAAGCUAUUAUGCUUGCGCAGUCAGCUCGUAAGGACAAGGUCGACCUCUUCGUGCACGAUCCGGAGAAGCCAGCCAUCCCAGCCACUGUCGACCCACAGCCUACGAUCAUUCCUCCAACCCCACCGGAAAGCUCAGUCAGACGUCGCAAGCCGUACGAGUCUGACGAGGAGGAGGAAGACGAGGCACGCCACAUCCCAGACCGUCGCGGUCGCAAAGCACAACCGGCAAAAGCUCAAGAGCAGGUCAUUCAAGGCGUGCCAAACGAGCUUCUGAUUCCAGGUGCCAUUGUCAUCCUUGGCGCCGUGGUUGUCAUCACAUUUACACUUGGAAGAUCGAGCAGAUUGCUUGCUAAGGCAUAA
Messenger RNA from Pseudocercospora fijiensis CIRAD86, 2016 nucleotides. RefSeq lists its product as uncharacterized. The coding region runs from base 1 to 2016 and encodes 671 amino acids. The record is from RefSeq and is a predicted model, not a curated record. The transcript has 4 exons. Lineage: Eukaryota; Fungi; Ascomycota; Dothideomycetes; Mycosphaerellales; Mycosphaerellaceae. Gene Ontology annotation, molecular function: protein binding.